AUGUAUACUACUGGACGUUUCAUUAGAAGAGUGAGAUCUGUGAAAUAUGUUGGCAAACACCGCUGGUUCAGUAGUACAGCCUUAGUACUUAAUGCUCCAAAACAAUACAACCAGAAUCAUAGCAAGCCGCGUUACGGCCUCACAACAUUGACAGCUGUUACUAAUGGUUUGAUUGGCUGGUUUUGUUCUCAAUAUUUCAAUUCUUCUGAUAGUUCAUUUCUACAAACUUCAACUACCAAAAUCACCGACAUCAGUUCCCCGGUCUAUGCUACCCCCAAUGAGGUCUCAAAGGCGAUCGAGGAGAUUACCACCAUCACCGGCCCAGAGUACGUCAAAAACUCAGCGGGUGAACUUCUAAACCACUCAGAUAACUCCUCGAAUUUUCACAAACCAAAUGACAAUGAAAGACCAGAUAUGGUGGUUUAUCCGGGGUCUAUCGAGGAAGUAGCAGAGGUUGUCAAGGUGUGCUAUAAGUAUCACGUUCCCAUGGUGCCAUUUUCCGGAGGAACCUCAAUUGAGGGCCAUUUCAUUCCCACAAGAAGAGGCAUUUGCAUUGAUGUUUCAAGAUUGAAUAAUGUUAUUGCUAUACACGAGGAUGAUCUGGACGUGGUGGUCCAACCGGGAGUAGGCUGGCAAGAACUAGGAGAGUACUUGGAACCAUAUGGACUCAUGUUUGGGCCAGACCCUGGUCCUGGAGCUAUGAUUGGCGGCAUGGUAGCCACAAGUUGUUCGGGAACCAAUGCGUCGCGAUAUGGAACGAUGAAAGAAAACGUGAUUGCGUUGAAGGUGGUAUUGGCAGACGGAACUAUAGUCAAGACCAAGAACAGACCAAGGAAGAGUUCUUCCGGAUACAACUUGACUGGUCUUUUUGUCGGAAGCGAGGGAACACUUGGAAUUGUUGUGGAGGCUACUUUGAAAUUGCAUGUGAGACCAGAGAAUGAAGUUGUUGCUAUAGUGAAUUUCAAUGCUGUUGGUGAAGCUGCAAAGACUGUUACUGAUGUCUUUAAAAAGGGCAUUCAAGUGAACGCGGUUGAACUGAUGGACGAUCGCCAAAUGAAAUGUUUUGCAGAAAUGGGAGGUGAUGGAACACGAAAGUGGAGUGAUAAGAAUCUUUUACUAUUCAAAAUCUCAGGAACCAAAAACGGACUGAAAGAUAACUUGGAUGAGAUCAAGCGGAUCUGCGAAGCAAACAACGGUUUCAACAUCGAGGUUGCCACUGACGAGGAGGAAAAAGAAGCUAUUUGGAGAGCACGAAAGACUCAACUUUGGACAAGUCUUGACUGGGCUAAAAAAGUCAUUCCUGAUGCUAGAUCAUGGCCCACAGAUGUCGCUGUGCCAGUGUCUGCCCUACCGCAGAUGAUAUCCGAAACAGUUAAAGACAUAGAAAGUCACGGGCUUUUGACGACUGUUGUUGGUCAUGUUGGUGACGGAAAUAUUCAUGCUCUUGUAAUUUUUCCCAAGGACAAACUCAGCGACGCAGAAACAGUUGUUCAUAACAUGGUGAAACGGGCUAUCAGUUACGAGGGCACAGUUAGUGGAGAGCAUGGUGUGGGAAUUGGUAAGCGGGAAUUUCUUGAGGCUGAGCUUGGCGAAGAGGCUGUGAGUACGAUGCGUCGGAUAAAAAUGGCAUUGGACCCAUUGAGGCUGUUCAACCCCGACAAAAUCUUCACAAUUGAUCCUAAUGAAGAUAGAGUAGACAAUUUCUAA
Kuraishia capsulata CBS 1993 is the source of this 1707-nucleotide messenger RNA. RefSeq lists its product as uncharacterized. NCBI's taxonomy places the organism in Eukaryota, Fungi, Ascomycota, Pichiomycetes, Pichiales, Pichiaceae. Gene Ontology annotation, cellular component: mitochondrion. Gene Ontology annotation, molecular function: D-lactate dehydrogenase (NAD+) activity; D-lactate dehydrogenase (cytochrome) activity; FAD binding. The record is from RefSeq and is a predicted model, not a curated record. Gene Ontology annotation, biological process: lactate catabolic process. The transcript has a single exon. The coding region runs from base 1 to 1707 and encodes 568 amino acids.